Messenger RNA from Brassica napus (rape), 2788 nucleotides. RefSeq lists its product as uncharacterized. The transcript has 8 exons. The coding region runs from base 1 to 1218 and encodes 405 amino acids. The record is from RefSeq and is a predicted model, not a curated record. Lineage: Eukaryota; Viridiplantae; Streptophyta; Magnoliopsida; Brassicales; Brassicaceae.
AUGGCUUCUCUUCGAUUAAUGUUAUUCUCCUUAUGUUUCAUAUGCCUCACUUGUCUUGCUACAUCAACACUGAAUCAAGAAACCGAAUUCGAAUGUGUCUCUAUGUACACACAAUCUGCAUUGCAACAUCCUCAAAUGAAGAAUCACCAAAUACAGACUAAACCAAGUCGAGAGCUUCUAUCAAUGCUCUCUACUUCCAAUGAUGACACAAUCACAAAGAUUGUCUCGGAGGGAUCAGAAGAAUGUCCUAAAGGACAAGUACCGAUUCACAAUCCAAAAACCAGCGUAACCAAUAAUUUUAUAUAUCCCCAACAAUUUACUAAAGAAGGCCGUCUCUUAAGACAAGAUCGUCGGGUUUAUAAGAGGAUCAAGAACAAACAACGUACAAAAACGAAAAACAUACAUAUAUAUUCUUCAAUGUUGUCCCAGAAAUACAAAAAGCAUACGUCAAAAGGUUUUAGGGAGUACAAUCAACAUUAUGCAAUUAUCAAAACAUUUGAAAAUACGACAAAGAAAUGGCAUGGAGCGCAAGGUUUGUUCGAUAUUAACAAACCGCGAAUGGGGCAACAACAAUAUAGUAAAGCUUGGAUUUGGCUUAAUUACAUACAAGGGAACGUAAUGAGCAGCAUCCAGUUUGGUGUGGCUGUACAUACAAGACUAUAUGGAGAUGACCGUCCAAGACUAACGACGCUAUGGAUGGCAGAAAAACAACAAAACGGAUGUUACAAUGCGUUAUGCCCAGGAGGUUAUGUCCAAGUUCAUAAAUCAAUCUACCCUGGUAUGGUUUAUCAUAAAGUUAGUGUUCCAGGAGGAGAACACCACACUGUCCAUCUUUCUGUAGCCGAGGAUCCAGUGACCAAAAAUUGGGUAUUGACGACAGGAACCAAGAUGAUAGGCUAUUGGCCACGUGAAACUUACAUGGCAGAAGGAGCGUCUGAAGUUUACUUUGGUGGAUUUGCAGGAACUUCAAUGGCUCAAACCCUGAGCCCACCAAUGGGAACUGGAGAUUUUCCGACAAAAGACUUGACUCGGUCUUCUUUCAUAAAACAACUCAAAUAUGUUCUUCCGGACUAUACAGUGGUGGAUAUUAAUUCAAACGAGAUCGAGUAUUAUGCUAAUGAUCCUAAUUGUUAUAAUGUAAUGUUUCUUAAGUAUGUAGAUUUUGAUUCGAGAGAGACUCUUACAUUUGGAGGACCUGGUGGACAUUGUCGUUUAUGAUGAUAUUAUAAGAAACAAAAAUCUGUUUAUCUUUAUAAACAGAUUCGAUUAUUUUAAUUUGUAUCCUCAGAAAUGUGUAUAAACUAUACGUUUUUAAAUACAUCGAUCUAUACUUAUAUGACAAAAAAUAGCAAAAAAAAAAACAAUUCAUGUCAUGGAUUUUUAUUACUAUAUCUAUACGUAUACAAUCACGAAUCCUCUGUCUUCUAUGUAUUACUUUAUAUGUAAUUUAAAAAUAUCAAAAAUAAUAAUUCCAAAAUGAAAAAUGUGAAAUAAUUAUAUUAUUUUAUUAUAUAAUUUACUACUAUGUUUUUGAUGAAAUAUUAAAUUUAUUGAUCAGGUAAAAAAUGUUUCAUGUACAAUCAUACUGUUGUUUAUGAACAUCAUAUCAAAAAAAAUUAAAGGUACUUUUACAGAAUUUACCAGAAAGAUGACAAAGCUAUUUUCAAUGUGUGUGUGUGAAAAUAUGAAUUUUUAAUCUUCAAUUAGUUUUUAAGACUUUGCAAUAAGAUGUUUCUAUUUUAGAAAAUUGAAAUUCCAAUUUUAAGAAAUAUAAUUUAUUUUCACUUGUAUAUAGUAGUAACAAUAAGUUUCAAGAAAUAUAAUUUAUUUUCAUUGUACAUAGCAUUUUUAAUAUAUUUUUAUAAUAAUCUUUAUUAAUUUUUUGAAUAGUGACAUAAGUUUUUAAUUUCCAGACUGCCUGUAUUCAGAAUUUUCCUUGUUAUAUGUAUGGGAUGAAUUAACUUAUGCGUACACGUGUUUGCAUGUGUAUGUAGAUAGUGAUAUGGGACAUGAAAUCAUGAAUGAACUUAUGGUUGUCUCUAUAAUUGCUCAAGCCAAACAUGGUGAGGCGUGACGCCCCAUAUGAUUUGUUGGCUAUCCAAUAUGUUUAAAUAACAUCAUCAUAAAUGAAAGUUUUAUUAAGCAGCGUAAAUUAUAUACCAAGCUAGUGACCGUAUAAUCUCGAUUGUUAUGCAAUAAGGUUACCCUGCUCUCGCAAUAAAUAAAUACUUUGGAGAAGUUUUUUUACACAAUAAAGGAUUUUGGGCUUUGUAUAAAGUAUGUCUAGGGAAAAAACUCGGAUGUUUCUCAUUAGCGAUUAGUGAAGGUGCAUUCUCAAGAAAACGCCGAGGCGUGCGAAACGCAUGACACAACGUGGCACAUGCUUUCCAAUUCGCACCCUACGCAGUAUAAAGCCCAUGACUUAUUUAGGCCCGUUGAAACGCUGCUGUUACGGUUGUUCUUGAGUUUCUAGCAUUAUUAAGUGAUUGGUACGACUGCUAUAUCAUUUAAAAAUAGUUGCAUUUGCAAAAUAUUUCUGGCUGAUUGAUUAUAAGAUAUUGCAACUGUCUAAUAAAUAAUUAUUAAUAUUAACACAUUUUAAUGUUAUAAAAAUAUCAAAAAUAUGCUACUAUGACAAAAUAUAAUAAAUAUUAAUAAUAAUAUUACAAUUUUUUACUUUUUAGUUUAAAUGAAAGUUAUAGUUUCAAUAAAAUUUAUUUUAGAAUUUUUUAUUAAUUUCAUUUAUAUGUGUAUAUAUUUUUAUAUAUGUUUAUAUAUGUGUAUAUAU